Malus domestica (apple) is the source of this 2014-nucleotide messenger RNA. RefSeq names its product magnesium/proton exchanger. The record is from RefSeq and is a predicted model, not a curated record. NCBI's taxonomy places the organism in Eukaryota, Viridiplantae, Streptophyta, Magnoliopsida, Rosales, Rosaceae. Gene Ontology annotation, cellular component: membrane. Gene Ontology annotation, biological process: metal ion transport; transmembrane transport.
AUAUCUGUUCAUUUCACGGAUCCCCAAAGCUUUCCGCCGAUUUGGGAAUUGAGACAUUGAUAUGCCUCGUGACACCAUUCAUUUCCUAUCGCAAAUCUCCUACUUUUGAUUUGGAUUCGCACGCCGCCACUCGCCGCAGGAGCUUCGGCCGCCGGUUGCGGCGGCGCCGACAAGCCUCCUGCGAUCCGAUCUUACGUAUGCUCCGCAGCUUCUUCCGUACAUGUUUUCUUACUUCACUGCUCUGUGGUUUCUGAACUUGCAAGCAAUUUGACCAAAAAACACAAACCAUGCCCGGAAUUUCGAGUAUAGUUGGGCGAGAAAAUUGCGAAAGCUACUUGAUUUUCCAGGGUGAAACAGGCCUCGGGGCUGGUUUUCGGACUUUCUUAUACUUUCUUGGUCUUGCGUACUGUUUCCUUGGGCUAUCUGCUAUUACUGCUCGCUUUUUCCGGUCUAUGGAGAGUGUUGUGAGCCACUCGCGGAAGGUGGUAGACAUCGAUCCUUACACUGGUGCUGAAGUUCUUAGGUAUGAGAAAGUGUGGAACUUCACAAUUGCAGACAUUAGCCUGCUGGCCUUUGGGACUAGCUUUCCUCAAAUAUCAUUGGCCACGAUUGAUGCUAUAAGAAACCUUGGGAACCUGUAUGCCGGAGGUUUGGGUCCUGGAACACUAGUCGGUUCUGCUGCAUUCGACCUUUUCCCCAUCCAUGCUGUAUGCGUUGUCGUUCCUAAAGCUGGAGAGCUGAAAAAGAUAGCUGAUAUAGGAGUCUGGCUAGUUGAGCUCUUUUGGUCUUUUUGGGCCUAUAUUUGGCUAUACAUUAUUUUAGAGGUGUGGACACCAAACGUGAUUACACUAUGGGAGGCCUUAUUGACAGUACUGCAAUAUGCAUUUCUGCUGAUACAUGCUUAUGCUCAAGACAAGCGUUGGCCUUACGUUUCUCUUCCCUUCCCAAGAAGUGAGAGACCAGAGGAUUGGGUGCCAGCUGAGGUUGUUACAGGCAAGCAUGAUACUGAUCCCUGCAACGAGUACUCCAAUAUACUUGAAGUUGGUGAAGACAAAAACAGGAACGUUGACAUUUUUUCCAUACAUUCAGAAAGUGGUUUAGGUCCAAAGUAUAAAAAAGUUCCUGGAAUUGAUGAAACUCCCGAAUCCUCAAACAAAGAUUUCCAAGAGAAUAUGAUAUCACAAGACCAUCAUGUGUUUGCAAUUUGGAGACAACAGUUUGUGGACGCAGUCAAGUUAGAAGACACGGAAUCAAGAAAACUGAACAACAUCUAUUUGCGAGUAGCAAGAAUUUUGUGGCAGUUACUUCUUGCUCCGUGGAGACUACUAUUCGCAUUUGUGCCUCCUUAUCAUAUUGCUCAUGGCUGGGUCGCCUUUAUCGGCUCCUUAAUUUUCAUCAGUGCAAUAGCUUACGUUGUAACAAAACUCACAGAUCUCAUAAGCUGUGUCACAGGAAUAAACCCUUACGUCAUAGCAUUUACUGCAUUAGCAAGUGGAACUUCGUGGCCGGAUUUAGUAGCAAGUAAGAUUGCUGCUGAACGUCAGCUUACAGCUGACUCUGCCAUUGCAAACAUUACUUGCAGCAAUUCGGUGAAUAUAUAUGUUGGCAUUGGUGUUCCGUGGCUGAUUGACACUGCAUACAAUUUCUUCGUAUACAAGGAACCGCUGCGGAUUGAGAACGCAGCGGGUCUUAGCUUCUCGCUGCUGGUAUUUUUCUCGACUUCUGUAGGAUGUAUCGCGGUUCUGGUAAUUAGGCGUCUAGCGUUGGGUGCUGAGCUCGGAGGGCCAAGGCUUUGGGCAUGGAUUACCUCUGCGUUUUUCAUGUUGCUUUGGUUGAUUUUUGUUGUGCUUUCUUCUCUCAAGGUUUCUGAUAUCAUAUGAAAGAUUUUGGUUUUUGUUUUUCAAUUUUUUUUUGUAGAAUAUAUGGUACAAUCUUAAAUUGUUUUUCUUUUCUUGAUACAGUUGUAUACCAUUGUAACAUUAAUGUAUCAAAAUACAUAAAUUUGCAAAAUCGA